Penicillium brevicompactum is the source of this 732-nucleotide messenger RNA. RefSeq lists its product as uncharacterized. The transcript has a single exon. The record is from RefSeq and is a predicted model, not a curated record. Lineage: Eukaryota; Fungi; Ascomycota; Eurotiomycetes; Eurotiales; Aspergillaceae. Bases 1 to 732 code for a protein of 243 amino acids.
AUGAAUCCCACUUCCAAAUACAUCAUCACCCACAGCUUCUGGCGUCACCAUUACGAGGUCAGCACACCGAACAAAACCCACCUGUUUCAUGUUGCCAAUUCCAGCAUGACGCCCGGUAAACCGGACCUUACUUUUCACGCGAGCACCGACAGCAACGGGCCUAUUGCGGGGGUCUGCAAGUUCCGACAUUUCUCCUCGGACUCAGAGAUCGGCCUUGGCAGCCCAUCUUUGCCAGGUCGCAUGGAGUGGGAGUAUCUGCACAAGCAGGGUUUUACGAAACGCCAAUUCUGGUUCCGCAUGCGCCUAGAGGAUGGCAGCAAGCAAACCUUCACUUGGAAACGAACUCACUCGCUUGGCAGUGGCUAUGAAAACUAUAAACUGGUCGAGGAGGGGAGCAAUAAUGUCGUCGCGGUCUUUUCGUCCGGGAGUGCGUUUUCUAAAACGACGGGUUCCUUGGACGUUUAUUGGGGCCUCGGUCAACGCUUUAAUCUGAUGGCGCUCAUGUCGGGACUCACGGUGGUUGAGCGGGCCAGGAGAGCAAGGACCAGCGCGGCUGCAAGCGCUGGUGGGGGGAGCCGGGGCUGCUGCCGGCGGGGGAGGGGGUUGUUAAGCCAAGACCUGGGAGUUUCAUGGCGCUUUGUACAACAUUUUGACACAUUUAUUGUUCGUUUCCAGCGAAUUUACGAUUUUAAGAGCCGAGAGAACCCCAGAAGGUGUUUUGGUAAUUUGUGA